This is a messenger RNA of Phyllostomus hastatus (greater spear-nosed bat), 2537 nucleotides long. RefSeq names its product metastasis associated 1 family member 3 (gene MTA3). Gene Ontology annotation, cellular component: NuRD complex; nucleoplasm. Gene Ontology annotation, molecular function: transcription coactivator activity; histone deacetylase binding; transcription corepressor activity. Bases 87 to 1871 code for a protein of 594 amino acids. The transcript has 17 exons. The record is from RefSeq and is a predicted model, not a curated record. Gene Ontology annotation, biological process: negative regulation of transcription by RNA polymerase II. Lineage: Eukaryota; Metazoa; Chordata; Mammalia; Chiroptera; Phyllostomidae.
CUGAGGCGGCGGCGGCGGCGGCGGCUGAGGCGGCGGCGGCGGGCGGGGCUCGGCUCGGCUCGGGCUCCGCGGGCGGGCGGGCGGACAUGGCGGCCAACAUGUACCGGGUCGGAGAUUAUGUCUACUUUGAGAAUUCCUCCAGCAACCCGUACUUAAUCAGGAGGAUAGAAGAGCUCAACAAGACUGCAACUGGCAACGUGGAAGCAAAAGUAGUAUGCUUUUAUAGACGACGAGAUAUUUCCAACACGCUUAUAAUGCUUGCAGACAAGCAUGCUAAAGAAAUUGAGGAAGAAUCUGAAACAACAGUUGAGGCCGACUUGACUGAUAAACAGAAACAUCAGUUGAAACAUAGGGAACUCUUUUUGUCCCGCCAGUAUGAAUCUCUGCCUGCAACACACAUCAGGGGGAAAUGCACUGUUGCCCUUCUGAAUGAGACAGAGUCAGUAUUGUCAUAUCUUGAUAAAGAGGAUAGCUUUUUCUACUCACUGGUCUAUGACCCCUCAGUGAAAACACUAUUAGCUGACAAAGGUGAAAUCAGAGUGGGACCUAGAUAUCAAGCAGACAUUCCAGAAAUGCUCUCCGAAGGAGAAUCAGAUGAGAGGGAACAGUCAAAAUUGGAAGUUAAAGUUUGGGACCCAAAUAGCCCACUUACAGACCGACAGAUUGACCAGUUUUUAGUUGUAGCACGUGCUGUCGGGACGUUUGCCCGGGCCCUGGACUGCAGCAGUUCUGUGAGGCAGCCUAGUUUGCACAUGAGCGCAGCUGCGGCUUCUCGAGACAUCACGCUGUUUCAUGCUAUGGAUACAUUGUAUAGACAUGGCUAUGACUUGAGCAGUGCAAUUAGUGUCUUAGUGCCCCUUGGAGGACCUGUUUUGUGCAGAGAUGAAAUGGAAGAAUGGUCAGCCUCUGAAGCUAGUUUAUUUGAAGAGGCCCUGGAAAAAUAUGGCAAAGACUUCAAUGAUAUACGCCAAGACUUCCUCCCUUGGAAAUCAUUGACGAGCAUCAUUGAAUAUUAUUACAUGUGGAAAACUACUGACAGAUAUGUACAGCAGAAACGUCUAAAAGCUGCAGAAGCUGAGAGUAAACUGAAACAAGUGUACAUCCCAACUUACAGCAAACCAAAUCCCAACCAAAUAUCUACCAGCAAUGGCAAGCCUGGUGCUGUGAAUGGAGCCGUGGGGACCACGUUCCAGCCGCAGAACCCCCUCUUAGGCCGCGCCUGCGAGAGCUGCUAUGCUACACAGUCUCACCAGUGGUAUUCUUGGGGCCCGCCGAAUAUGCAGUGUAGACUGUGUGCAACCUGUUGGCUCUACUGGAAAAAAUACGGAGGCCUGAAAAUGCCCACACAGUCAGAAGAGGAGAAGCUGUCUCCCAGCCCACCUGCAGAGGACCCGCGUGUUCGAAGCCACGUGUCGCGCCAGGCCAUGCAGGGGAUGCCGGUCCGGAACACUGGGAGCCCAAAGUCUGCUGUGAAGACCCGCCAGGCUUUCUUCCUUCACACUACGUGUUUCACAAAAUUUGCUCGUCAGGUCUGCAAAAAUUCCCUCCGGCUGCGGCAGGCAGCGAGACGGCCGUUUGUUCCUAUUAACUAUGCUGCCAUUAGGGCAGAAUAUGCAGACAGACACGCCGACCUCUCGGGAAGUCCGCUGAAAAGCAAAAGCACUAGGAAGCCUUUGGCAUGCAUCAUUGGGUAUCUAGAGAUCCAUCCUUCAAAGAAACCUAAUGUAAUCCGAUCUACACCAAGUCUGCAAACCCCAACUACCAAGCGGAUGCUGACCACCCCGAAUCACACGUCGCUGAGCAUUCUGGGGAAAAGAAACUACAGCCAUCACAAUGGCCUGGAUGAACUCACAUGCUGCGUGUCGGACUGAGCUAUCCCUGUUUCAUCCUGUAAUGCAAGACUUGCUACACCGUCCUGCUGACGUUCACGGCCGUGCCUGGGAAGGAGGCAGCCCCAUUCCCAGUCCAUUUCAGCGGGAGCCCUCCCCGUGCAGCCCCUGGAGACUCGGUGGGGCAGGGGAAGAAGCUGUAGGAGUGCACGUCCCAAAAGCCGAGUCUCCAUGUGUGAAUCAGUGUCACCUCGCUUUGCUCUCAGAGACCUCGCUGCCCCAGCCAGACCUGCCUGCGAAUGAAGGGGAGGAGGGAGCCACUGGUCUCCUCCCUGCUCCGCACCUGCACCCCGGGCACAGCGGCUCCUGGGGCAGCGGGGCGGCUGAGAGCUCAGAGCCCCUGCUGCCCUGCAUGCGCCAGCUCAGCUCUGUCGUAAGCUGUGUGACUGUGUACAGGAGGGGCGUGGCCUCUUUCUGAAUGGGUUUUUCUUAACACAUGUGCCAGAGUUUAUGCCGUUCACAGUGUUGCCCCUCUCCUUGCUGUUACUGUCACUGACUUUUCCUCAUUAGGCUUCAUAGUUAUUUUUUUUAAAUGGGAAAAUGUCCUUCUUUACUCCCUGCAUUGUAUAUUCAGCCCACCUUCCCUACCCCUCCAAGGUCCAGAAUUACCUGAGGUUCUGAAAAAGAUAAGAAAGCCGUCUUUGCUAA